GCCCAUUCGCUCGCAGGUCCGCGGGCGCCCCCGCCUACUCGCGCAUUCCUCGGCUCGGGCCAGGCUGAGGCGCUGCUGUCCGAGCGGGGGGAGCCGAGACGUGGCUCCCGGGCGGAGGAGCCAUGCUGGACUUCGCGAUCUUCGCCGUUACCUUCCUGCUGGCGUUGGUGGGAGCGGUGCUCUACCUCUACCCGGCUUCCAGACAAGCUGCAGGAAUUCCGGGUAUUACUCCAACAGAAGAAAAAGAUGGUAAUGUUCCAGAUAUUGUGAACAGUGGAAGUUUGCACGAGUUCCUGGUUAAUUUGCAUGAGAGAUAUGGGCCUGUGGUCUCUUUCUGGUUUGGCAGGCGCCUUGUGGUUAGUUUGGGCACUGUUGAUGUCCUGAAACAGCAUAUCAACCCUAAUAAGACAUCGGACCCUUUUGAAACCAUGCUAAAGUCAUUAUUAAGGUAUCAGUCUGGUUGUGGGAACGUGAGUGAAAACCACAGGAGGAAAAAAUUGUAUGAAAAUGGUGUGACUAAUUCCCUGCAGAGUAAUUUUGCUCUCCUGCUAAAGCUCUCAGAAGAAUUAUUAGGUAAAUGGCUCUCCUACCCAGAGUCCCAGCAUGUACCCCUCUGCCAGCACAUGCUUGGUUUUGCUAUGAAGUCUGUUACGCAGUUGGUAAUGGGCAGUACGUUUGAAGAUGAACAAGAAGUCAUUCGCUUCCAGAAGAAUCAUGGCACAGUUUGGUCUGAGAUUGGAAAAGGCUUUCUAGAUGGAUCACUUGAUAAAAGUAUAACUCGGAAGAAACAGUAUGAAGAUGCCCUUAUGCAACUGGAAUCUAUUUUAAAGAAAAUUAUAAAAGAACGAAAAGGAAGGAACUUCAGUGAACGUAUUUUCAUUGACUCCUUAGUACAGGGGAAUCUUAAUGACCAACAGAUCCUAGAAGACAGUAUGAUAUUUUCUCUGGCCAGUUGCAUAAUAACUGCUAAAUUGUGCACCUGGGCAAUCUGUUUUUUAACCACCUGUGAAGAAGUUCAGAAAAAACUGUAUGAAGAGAUAGACCAAGUUUUUGGAAAGGGUCCUAUUACUCCAGAGAAAAUUGAAGAGCUCAGAUAUUGUCGGCAAGUGCUUUGUGAAACUGUUCGGACUGCAAAACUGACCCCAGUUUCUGCCCGGCUUCAAGAUAUUGAAGGAAAGAUUGACAAAUUUAUUAUUCCUAGGGAGACCCUUGUCCUUUAUGCCCUUGGAGUGGUACUUCAGGAUCCCAGUACUUGGCCAUCACCAUACAAGUUUGAUCCACAGCGAUUUGAUGAUGAAUCGGUAAUGAAAACCUUCUCCUUGCUCGGGUUCUCAGGCACACAGGAGUGCCCAGAGUUGAGGUUUGCGUAUAUGGUGGCCACAGUACUUUUGAGUGUACUGGUGAGGAGGCUGCACCUACUCCCUGUGGAGGGACAAGUUGUUGAAACAAAGUAUGAACUGGUGACAUCAUCCAAGGAAGAAGCUUGGAUCACUGUCUCAAAGAGAUAUUGAAGUUUUACACAUAUAACUUUGUUGAGAAAAAUGACCAUUUAGAAAAUCUGUAUUGAAUCCUUUUAUAAACCAAGUAUCGUUGUGUAAUAUAAAUGAGUACUUCAUCAUGCAAAUUUGGAUUUUUGUAUAUCAGAUUGUCUUAAUGCAUGAUAUGCAUUUAUACUUAUUGCAUCAAUACAGUGAUAAUUUUAAUGGGAGGCCUUCUACUUUUAAUUUUUAUUUUAUCACAUUCUAUGCCAUUAUUUUCAUAUGCUUAGCCUUAGUUUGAUCUCUAAAACUAAUAUUCUUGAAGAGAAAUUAUUUAGCACAAUAAUGUUUUCUGAAUAUGCCUAAAAGAGAAAAGUAAUCCUAACUCCUUUUCAUACUUCCAGUAAAUCACCUUAAAGAGGAAAAAUUUAAGGUUUUCCAUAAUUUUAUUUUUUGGAUUCAUAUUUUUAUUUUGUAAGUAUAAAUUAGUUUAUGUUUAAUCAUUGUUAUUAGAUUUGAAUAAUCAUAGAAUAACCUACCUUGUUAUUUGCUAUUAUUAUGCCUUCCCAGACAAACAGUGUUCAUUUCAUAACUGAUACAAGGCUCAUCAUUUUGAACAGUUCUGAAUCAUUUGGAAAACAAUAUAGUUCUUUUUGAAUGUGUUCUGAGUGUUCCUCUAAGUAGCAAACUACGAUUGAGGUUUGCUUGUCCUUUUUCAGUGGAAAUCUUAUAAGCACUGUAUUAUUCCACUAAUUCUCAUCUGUGGAAAAAACAAUUCCUUAAUUUGUUUUUUAUUAUUAUGUCAUAUUCUAAACAUAAUGAACUUAAAAUUAAGAAAUGAGAGCUUAUUAAAUCAAAACCAAAAAAAAAAGAUGGGUGAAAAUAUUUGCAAAAUACGUGACAGGGAUAAUAUUGAUAUUACAUAUAAAGAGCUCAUACAGCUUGGUAAGAAAACAUACAGUAGAUUAAUGGACAAAAGACAUGUAUAAACAGCUUUCACGGGGGGGAAACAGCUAAUGAACUUUAGAAAAAUGCUCAUUCUCACUAGUAAGCCAAGAAAUAUUGGGGUUAUUUCAAAAAUAUGUUAAGUAUCUUUCAAGAUUUACAUUUUAGUACUGACAAGUUUUGUAUUUAAUACUUUUUAUUAACAGCAUUGUAUUUUAGUUCGCUUUUUUUGGUUACACUGUUCUUGAAGAAUUCUUUUUUUUAAAUACAUUUUUUUAAAGAUAACACUGAAGGAAACAAGCCAAGUGCUGAUAGAAAAGAAAGGAAGAAUAAUGAUAAAUGUUUGCAAGUGGGCUUAUGUUUGACACUGCUGAAUUCUACUUGUAAUUUUAGUUUCGAGAAUGUUCCCUAGUUAUUAACUGAGUUAUUUUGUGCUGUGUUUAUGGUUAUACAGCUGACAUUUUAGACCUAGUCAUGAGUGGUUAAACAUGGAAUCUAAGUAAUCAUAUGCAGCCUUUAUUUCUGACAAAAAUGUUUAAUUUAUGGAAUAAUUUAAAUUCUAAAACUUAAAGUGAAAUGUAUUCAUAGUUCAUAGCAUCAUGUUGUUUCUAAAAAGGCAUGUUGUUAAAUUUAUUCCUUUCGCCUAUUAUUUUCUAUGCUUUUCUGCAUAUAGAGCACCUUCCUUUUGUUAUCCAAGUACCUUCAUUGAUUUGGAAACUGGCAGUGGGAGGUUAGAGUAGGCAAUUGAUGUGUAAACCAAGUGUCAGUAAAAUCAGAUGAGGUAAGUGGAAUUUUAAAGCAAGUGAGACCUGAUCAGCAGCAAUGAUCAGGGCGAAAACAGGGAAGCUGAGCCAGAGAGUCAGGGCAUUGGCAUAUUGCCAAUGAAUGAGGCACUGUAUAAUUACUAAUAAUGAUUGGAAUCGAAGAAAAUAGAGGAGAAUAGAAUCAGCUAAAUAAGCACAUUUUACCCAGAGUUAAUGACUAACCUAAAACAUUAAAAGUAAGUCAUCUUCUGGAGAAUUUUUAAAAAAUAAAAAUACUGUUAAUCAUGUAUAAAAUAAGUUAUCCAUUCUGUGUUAUUUUCUUUUGCCAAAUGACCUACAUUUUAGUAGCUUCAGUAUCACUGGUGACUUGUACAUAGCAUGGCUCUUAAGUUUUAUAGCUUUCUGGCUUUUUAAAAACUAUUUUUUCACUGAUUUUGAUUUGCAUUAUUUUUUAUAAUUUAGAGGUUUAUUGUUAAAAAACAUCAACAUAACACAUUUUUUGUGUGUAAUGAAAACAGGGCUCUUCCAUGUUUUGGGCUCAUAAAAUUCAAAGCAGAAUUAAUUCUGUGCGUGUGGGGAAAAACAAAAAACUCAUAUGCUGGCCAACAAAUGUGCAGUUUCAUUUUAUUAUAUAAAUAGAUUCUAUCUUAUUUGUAGGCCUGAUAUCAAAAUUUAUUUAUUUGUUUUCUUUAUAUUAAAAGUUUAUAUUUUAAACACAAAAUGUUUUAUUUUUAUUAGAAUAAUUAUAUAGGUUUAUUGUAGGAAAAUCUAGGAAAUACAGAAGCACAAAAAUAGCAAAUUCCAUCACCUGUACUCCCACUACUUGAACUUAACCAGUGUUAAACUUCUGAGGUAGAGACUCCUACUCUCUUUUCUUAUUCCACAUAUAAUUUUUACUGACAUUAUACAUAAUAUUCUCUUCAUUUAAUGUAUUAUGAAGCAGUAGUGUUUUCUACAGCUGGAACAUUAGUAUUCAUCUCACUCAGUGUAAGCACAGACUUUUGUCAUUCUUUUUCUCUUCCUCUUUCGCUUCUCAGAUACUGUUAUUCUUCUCAACUUUAAAAAUGGCCUUCCUUCUCCACCCAUUCUAUCAAAACAGUUAUGUAUUUGUACACCCAGGUUCCUAAAGUCGUAGCACAAUCUAGGUGUUACAGUGAGCAUUUAAGAAAUGAAAUUACUCUUAUCGUAAUAAAAGUCUUCAAUAUAAUUACGUUCAAAUUGGGAUGGCAUUUCCACUUCUAAAAGGAAAUUUUAAGAAUCCAUGUUGUUUUUGAACUCCGGGGCAAACACAUAAAGAUUCUUCCCUGAAGACAUCUUUAUUCUUUUUCCUCCAGAUCCACAAAAAGUACUAUUAACCUUUAUAAAAUGUACUUUUUUUCACAUGUGGUUAUGUUGACAGAUUGAAAACCGGUUCAAAAACAUACUUCUACUGAAUGUGUAAAAGUGAGGACAUGACCAGUAGAAUUAAGGAGUCGUUUAGUAGCUGUGAGAAAACAGCUGUGAGUGAAAUGGACACUUUUCAAGGGCGGGUUUUUAUAAUGUCAACAAAUUGAUGCUAGUGACCUUACUAUUUUUUAUUUUUUUCCUUAGCCAGUCCUAUGCCUGUUAGCCUAAGUUCCUAAGACUGAUGAUUAAGGUAGAAGGGGAGGAGUUGUGGGGAGGGAGGCUAUGACAACAAAGAGUUACUGUUACUGCAGAAGUCAGAGGAAAUCGCAGGCAAAAAAGGCUCAAUACAAUGUUGCUUUGAGCAUGGUGAGUGACCUGCUCCGAUCAAAAAAAGGACUGAGAUUGAAACUUGCUGAAAGUAGAACAAGGGACUGGAACAAGCAUUUGUUACAAACCAAAUACUUUAUAUACCCAUCUCCUUUAGUCCUUAGAACGUAACAGUAGGUACAGGUAGGACUAACUAAAAUAGUUUUUAAUUCCUGCUAGAAGAAAUACUGUGAGUGAAGAUAGCAAAUACUAGCUAGGAAACAGUAAGUAAAAGAUCUAAACCUCAAAUUAUCUUAAUAUCUUCAGUGGGGUUUAAUGGUAUAUUUUAUUUUUAUUUAAGAGAAUCAAGCAAUAGUUUCAAAUGAUACACAGUUCAUAAUAGCUAAAGAAAAUGAUUAAAAGAGUAAUGUAACAAUAGUGUUAGAAGAAAUCUUAAAAAAGAAAACUAAUAAGCUGCCAUCAGCAGCCAUUUGCAUAACUUGAUUUUUUUUGUUGUUCCCACUUACAUGUAUUUUUACCUAUUGCAAUCACAACAAUAUGGUCUACCUUUCAUUUAAAGAAUUUUAAACAUUUUUCUUUGUUACUUCAUUUUCGUAAGGUCUUCUUUUGGGGGGUUAGACUUUUAAAAUAUAAGUCAAUUUCAUGUUUGAUUUAUAGAACUUUAUGAUGCUGAGUGAAUGGAUAAUUCUUAAAUUUGAACUGGGAGCCAUUUUGUAAAAUAUCCAGGUAAUAAACAAAAAGGCAGGAAAUGACAUUUCUUCUUCUAGUCUGCUUCCCAUUUUAUCAGUUCAUAGUUUGGUGGCUGUCUUUCUACGGAUUGGGAAUGAAUAUUGUUACAACACAGAUAAAAUGCCAGGAGCAAUAAGUCACAAAUAAUCCUGUUUGGUAAUUUAAAAUUUUUUAUUUACAUCUAAAAUACUGGAAAAUUCUUGUUUUAAUUUUUAACAAGUGAUGGUAGAGAAUGAAACUGUGUCACCCCACCAGUAUAACUGUAUCGUAGAUAAAGUUGUAAAGUGCCUGUCUCCAAAAAGACAAUCAGUAAACAUUUUUUAAUAAAUGAAAGAAAUCUUCAUUGAGGUUUUCUGUGCAUAUAGAAUGAAAUAAAGGAAAUUACUGAAGUUACUUAAUAGUUGAAAAAGAUUCCCAGAGAACCAAACUAUUGCUAAUGCCAAUAGCACUUUGUGAUAUGCUAAGUACCCCAUUACUGGAAAUAUUUAAGAUGUUGUGUGGACAUCUUUCAGUGAUGCCUCUAUUAGGUGUGAGCAUAGGUUUAGAAUAGGCUAUAGUUCUAUAAAACAUCAACCAAAAUAGUUGGUAAGCAAGUACUCCUUUGUUCCUUCUGUAUCUUAUCACUAGACCAUCAUUGAAUCAGGGAAUGUUUAAGGAUCAGCAUUUAUUAGGUUAGCAAGAAUGUUAUUUCCUUAAGUGUCUCAUGGAACACUAUCCUGUGAGACACUCUGAGGAAAAGUUUCCUUGAUCAUACUCGUUCUGAGGUUCUCUAUACAUGUUAUAUACAUUCUUUCUUAGAUACCUAUAAUGCAUAUUAGUACAUUAGAAGUACUGAGAAGUUCUACUGUGAGGAAACCUACUUUAACUUGGCUUAACACUGAAUGUUCCAAAUGUAUUUGAUGAAGGUGCCCCUUUUUCCAGUUUUUCCUAGUAUCUUGAAAAACAGUGUUUCAUGGGAAUGUAGUGUUCUGUAGAACAGAACCCAUUUUGUCCAAUAUGAUCUACAGACAAGUAGGAGGCUCAAGGAACAUGUGUUAGCUAGUUCUUUAACCUGUGCAUGGUCUAGAAAUUCUCUAGGCUAGUGAUGACCAUAUUCUGAGAACCAAACCACCAGAAUUUCGUAUUCUCUCACUCCCUUGCCUCCACCUCUUUUCCUUGUCAGAGCACAGCGCCCUCUUACCCUACUGACUCUCCUAUAUGCUUCUCCUGACUUCCAUUUCUAUCCAAAGAAACAGAGCCCAUUUAGUCAGGCAGAAGUGUUUUAUUGGUCACUUAAUGCAUGCCAGAUCUUAGGCAGGCACUGGGGAUAUAGCAGUGAGUGAAACAUAUGUGAUAUUUGCUGUGUUCUGUCUCUUCUGUGCUUCACCCCAGGAGAAAGAACCCCAAAGUCUCAUGCGUCAAAGAUUAACUUUCCAGCACUUCAGCUCGCUGGCUUUGGAAGCAACUCAGGGACACUUUAUGUUAGUGGCUGGAAGGGACAAAGGAAAGAACUUGUAGAUGACUACAUGACAAGGAACAGAAGGCCUCAGUUGCAGCUUGUAGUUACAGGGGGAAGCAGCACAAGGUACCGUUAGUGUCAAACCAUUAUUUUUGUUAUUUUUAGUUUAUGAUCAAGAGAAUUAAACUAGGUACCUUAUUAAGAAAAACUGUCAGCAUUGAUGCUGAAUACUGGAGAUCAUUCAGAGUGAGAAGAAACAAAGCUAAGAGAAUUGGUUUGACUAGGUUAAAGAGCAGUUAUUUAUUUAAAGUCAUUUGUAUGAAUUGUUGUUCAAUUAGGUGUGUUCAUUUUUCAUGAUUUGUUGCUUGUGUUGCAAGGUCAUUGGCUAAGAGAUAAUUGAUUUUUGGAGCUUAAAAGGACCUUGCAGAGAUUAUAUGUCAUAGCCCGCUCACAAUUUAAAAUGUAGAGGGAGAAGCCUAGGGCCUCUAGGAGUUGAAGAAUGUUACUGGGCUUUUCCGUUGGAUUUUUCUCGUAGCCUUCUGAAGAUGUGUGCUUAAGUCAAUGCUGCUAUUAUAUUCGUAGGAUUUUAUUAAGCUUUCAAGGAGGUGCAGAUUCAGAAGGAAUUGGAAUUUUUU
Vicugna pacos (alpaca) is the source of this 7702-nucleotide messenger RNA. It is a transcript of the gene CYP20A1, whose product is annotated as cytochrome P450 family 20 subfamily A member 1. Gene Ontology annotation, molecular function: oxidoreductase activity, acting on paired donors, with incorporation or reduction of molecular oxygen; monooxygenase activity; heme binding. Gene Ontology annotation, cellular component: membrane. The record is from RefSeq and is a predicted model, not a curated record. Lineage: Eukaryota; Metazoa; Chordata; Mammalia; Artiodactyla; Camelidae.